AUAUUUUAUUCUUUAAAAGAAUAUAAACGAUAUAACUGUUAACAUUUCGUUAACAGUUAUAUCGCGAAAGCCAUGAUUUUUUUCUUUAAGUUUGCAUUUGUGAUUGGAGUGCUCACUUUAACUGAUGGAAAAGAUGCUAAAGAAGAAAUAGACUACAUUCAAUCAUUGAUAAAAUGCAGUGUGCAACAGGAGUUGACCAUCAUUAAUGAGGAAGGUUGCAAUCCACAAGAAGUAAAGAUUGGAGUUUGUCAAGGUACCUGCCUCUCAGCUACGUCAUUCAAAAAUAGCUACCCGUGGUACACUUCUAAAUGCACAUGCUGCAAGAAAGAAAAAGUAAAAAUAGAAACAUUCGAAAUCAACUGUGGAGAAACAAUCAAAUUUGUAUUGAGAGAGAGCAUAGUUGCCUGUAAAUGCACAGCAUGUGAUUCUGAAAAAGAAUAACAUUUUAAAUUAAAAUAUUAAAGUAAUGUAAAAAGACUGUGAAGAUAAACAAUUUACUGGUUUAACUGAACACAAGGACCUCUGAAUACGUGUAUCUAACACACGUGAAAUAAACAGUUUUUCGAAAUUUCUGGCGCUAAAAAACAAUCCUGAAAUUAGAAAUUAUUUUUAUUUGAAUACAAAUCAUUUAAAUUUUGUAUGGUCAGUUAACUACUUCUAUUUUGUUUAAUAAAAUACAACAAAA
Molecule: messenger RNA, 685 nt
Organism: Hydra vulgaris (swiftwater hydra)
Lineage: Eukaryota; Metazoa; Cnidaria; Hydrozoa; Anthoathecata; Hydridae
Source: RefSeq, a predicted model, not a curated record